Messenger RNA from Pongo pygmaeus (Bornean orangutan), 2671 nucleotides. RefSeq names its product transmembrane protein 216 (gene TMEM216). Gene Ontology annotation, cellular component: ciliary transition zone. Gene Ontology annotation, biological process: non-motile cilium assembly. The record is from RefSeq and is a predicted model, not a curated record. The coding region runs from base 1836 to 2099 and encodes 87 amino acids. Lineage: Eukaryota; Metazoa; Chordata; Mammalia; Primates; Hominidae. The transcript is spliced from 5 exons.
AGACAGGGUCUCACUGUGUUGUCUUGGCUGGUCUUGAACUCCUGAGCUCUAUUGAUCCUCCUGCCUCAGCUUUCCAAAUUGCUGGGAUUACAGGCAUGAGCCACUGGACCUGGCCCCCAAGGUUUUUACUGGGAGCUGAUCAUGAAGGCACCCUCUGCCUAACAUGUUUCAAAACUCCAGACUCUGAGAAGGAUAACAGCUAUUUAGCAUAAGCCACAUUGUUUGUAAAGUUUAGGCACUGUGAGCCACUUUAAACUGGUGGGAAUACUCUCAAAAGCCAAGUUCCCUUACGCCAGGCAAGGGUCAACCUUGCAGUUGGGCCUCUCCAAAGACAGCAGCCUCAGGUCUGCUAUGUUAAGUUUUUUUCUGUACAGUAUCAUAAGCAAAUGGGUUUUUUAUUUUUUCCAGGAAGACAUGGUUGGUCAUACCUCUGAAAAUCAACGUAAUUCAUAUUAGCAGAAUAAAGGAGAAAAAUCAUACAGUCCUCUCAACAGAUUAAGAGAACACACUUAAUAAAAUAUAUCAUAAGCCUUUUAGCAAACUAGGAUAAUAAGGGCCUUUCUUAAUCUGAUAAACAGUAUCUACAAAAAAUAUCUAUAGCCACCAUUUAAUGGUGAGAUAUUGAGUGCUUCCCCUGAGGUUAGGAACAAGACAAGGCCAUCCAUCAUCACCACUUACAGUCAACAUUACACUGGCAGUCCUGGCAGUCCUGACCUCAUGAUCCACCUGUCCUGGCAUAGAGAUUGACACCGCACUGUCGCCCAGGCUGGAGUGCGGUGGCGCGAUCUCGGCUCACUGCAACUCCCUUCCUGGGUUCGAGCGAUUCUCCUACCUCAGCCUCCCAAGUAGCUGGAACUACUGGCGCGUGCCACUACGCCCGGCUAGUUUUUGUAUUUUUAGUAGAGACGGGAUUUCGCCAUGUUGGCCAGGCUGAUUUCGAACUCCUGACCUCAGGUGAUCCAUCACCUCGGCCUCCCAAAGUGCUGGGAUUACAGGCGUGAGCCACUAAGCCCUGCCAGCAACACACUUUUACCGCUGCAAAUCCGAAGCCCAGCUCACAGGCCGUCUCUUGGAAACUUAGAUUUCCACCUGGGAGCACUUUGUCCUCUCAGCUCCCACUGCACCACUUUAUGGAUCGCGUGGUGACUCGUUUCAUUUUAUUUAUGUGUGUGCCUGGAAAGGACGCUCUAUUUCCCUCGUGUCUCUACCUGGUAGGUAAAUCGGCCGCAGAAAAGACCAAUGCUAACUCCACCCCGCAUCUGCAGAGAUCCGUCGCUCACACCGUUUCUUGUCUUCCGUUGAAAAAAGAGAAUCGUGGGAGUAGGACCUAUUUGCCAAUCUCCUGGUAACACCAUCACAAUUGGCCACUUCCGCCCAACGCCCGGUAGCCCGAGAGCCUCCAAGGUCCUCCCCCACACCCCCGAGGUCCUGCAGACGACGGCGUCGUGGGUGGUCACUGUUAUCCCUUAGGUCUGGAGAGGAGACAUACGAGCGAGGGCCAUUUGCGGCCAGGCCCGAGCUCGUUCCGCUCCGGGUGACCACAGAGUGUUGCGGGCGGGCAGAGGGGCCGGAAACCCAGGCCGCUCCGUCCCUGUUUCCGGCAGCACCGCGCUGCUCCGGGAGCCGCUGUGGCAGCGUAUGCUGCCACGGGGACUGAAGAUGGCGCCGCGAGGUGAGAUUCCGGAGGUAAACGGUUGUCCUCCACCCCGCUGGAAAUCCUGUUCUUUCUGAACGGGUGGUAUAAUGCUACCUAUUUCCUGCUGGAACUUUUCAUAUUUCUGUAUAAAGGUGUCCUGCUACCAUAUCCAACAGCUAACCUAGUACUGGAUGUGGUGAUGCUCCUCCUUUAUCUUGGAAUUGAAGUAAUUCGCCUGUUUUUUGGUACAAAGGGAAACCUCUGCCAGCGAAAGAUGCCACUCAGUAUUAGCGUGGCCUUGACCUUCCCAUCUGCCAUGAUGGCCUCCUAUUACCUGCUGCUGCAGACCUACGUACUCCGCCUGGAAGCCAUCAUGAACGGCAUCUCGCUCUUCUUCUGUGCCUCAGAGCUUUUACUUGAGGUGCUCACCUUGGCCGCUUUCUCCAGUAUGGACAGGAUUUGAAGUACAGAAUUUCAGCCAGCAGCCCAUCAUGCUGACACCACACAUAUUGCUUCUGGUACUAUAGCCAUACCAGUGAGAAUUGGUGGGGCAAGCUGUCCUGAGAAAGGCUGUGUGGCUUUUCUUCAGCACAGACAUUUGGGUAAGCAACUCAGCAUAAGGCCAGUGGGUACCAUCUUCUAAACCAGGACCAUCAGCCCAAGAGACUCUUCUACACUCCAGUAUAGGGAGGGGCAAGGUUAUUCCCAUCCUGCCCCUUCUCAGAACCAGUCACCUGCUGACCUCAAGUUCUCCUCCUUGAUCACCGUGGCCAGAGCAUCUCGUGUGGACCAUCUAGGCUCCUUGGACUUCAAGCAGGACCUGAGCCACAUGCUUCCUGUAUGAGCUGUGCCAUACCUGUCCCACAUGAGCACGGAGAGCCUCAUGUUGGUGGGUUUCCAGAGUGAUGCGAAAGCCUCUCACUCCAAUCCUCGGAGACUGAGUUCCAGAACUUUUUUAGUAGCUCAUAGUGUUAUUUUUCUACUCUCUUUAUGAAACGAACUUUAUUUUAUAAUAAAUAUGUAUUUUCUGUUGUG